Molecule: messenger RNA, 1917 nt
Organism: Parastagonospora nodorum SN15
Lineage: Eukaryota; Fungi; Ascomycota; Dothideomycetes; Pleosporales; Phaeosphaeriaceae
Exons: 7
Coding region: 1-1917 (638 amino acids)
Source: RefSeq, a predicted model, not a curated record
AUGGAAGUACGCGUUCCUGACCCCAACGCCACUUCUGUCGUCGAGGCUUGGAUGGCGGGAUGUCAAGCUCGUCUUCCACUCAGACGCCAAAGACAUAACAACGACACACGACACUCUUCCCAAACCUACAAGAUGCUCUUCACUGCAUCGCUCAGCCUUUUGGCUAUUCCCGCCGUCCUCGCCACUCCUCUCAUCCGCCGUGCAGACUCCACACCAGUCAACACCACAACCUGCAAUGGCAAAAAGUACAUUUACAAUGCCCUCGCCGGCUAUGGCAAACUGCCCGCCGAUUUCCGCGACAAGUACGGCGACACUCUAGGCGGAAUCGGCAGUGCCAUCGCGCUCGACCAGAAAUCAGCAAAGUACAAGAAGAAGACGAACACCUAUACAGGCACUAUUUACGGCCUGCCAGAUCGUGGCUGGAAUACCCAAGGCACGCAGAACACGCAGUCCAGAAUUCACAAGUUUGGAUUUGCGUUUCAGAUUGUGAAGAACGCGACGGUGGACAACCCAGCAGCGCCAAAUUUUAAGUUGACGUAUCAGGAUACGGUGUUGUUGACGGGGCCGGAUGGCACGCCGUUGACGGGCCUGGAUCCGACGGAUGUUGUGACGUAUGAGGGAUUUCCCGAGUUGCCGUUGGCGAAGUAUACUGGUGAUGGAUUUGGCAAUAAUGGCACGGGUGGUGCACGAGUUGCGCUUGACACUGAGGGAUUGGUACUUGGUGACGACAAUACGUACUGGAUUAGCGAUGAGUAUGCGGCCUACGUGUAUCAAUUCGACAAGAAGGGCAAGAUGAUCCGUGCAGUCCGCACGCCAGACGCCUUUAUCCCCAUUCGCAACGGCACUACAUCGUUCUCCGCAGCGUCACCACCAAUCUACAACCCCGACCUGAAAAUCAAGCCCGAAGACCCCACCUCCGGCCGCGGCAAUAACCAGGGUCUCGAAGCACUUACUGCAUCUCCCGACGGCAAGUAUCUCUACACCCUACUCCAAAGCGCCACGAUCCAAGAUGGUGGCAAAUCCAGCUCCAAGCGUCGCAACUCGCGCUUCCUCGCCUACCGCGUCAAGGACAAGAGCGUCACACUCGAGGCUGAAUACGCUGUACAACUCCCCGUUCUACCAUCCGGACGUGUUACCGGCCAGUCUGAGAUGAUAUACGUAUCUGACACGCAGUUCCUUGUUCUGGCUCGCGAUUCAGGCGCUGGCCAUGGACAAAGCAAUUCCCAGUCAAUCUACCGCAACGCCGAUGUUAUCGAUAUUUCCAAGGCCACUAAUGUUGCGGGCAAGUACGAUGGCUUCAAUGGCUCGAUUGCAAGCAAAGACGGCGUGUUGAAGAGCGAUAUUACGCCGGCGGAGUACUGUCCGUUCUUGUCGUACAAUGUUAACCCACAGCUGAACCGCUUCGGUGUGAGGAACGGAGGCGUACAGGACGCGAAUCUCUUGAACGAGAAGUGGGAGAGCUUUGCGUUUUUGGCAGUUGAUGAUGAUGAUAGUGCGGGUGAGGGUGAGAAUGAUGAUGGCGGCAAGGACUACUACCUCAUCAGCUUUUCGGAUAAUGAUUUCAUUACGCAGAAUGGAUAUAUCAACUUUGGCAAGCAGCCGUACAAGGACGCGUCUGGAUUUGAUUUGGACACGCAGGUUUUGUCAUGCAUGACAACCGCCAACAAUAAAUCCAUGAAGAAUGGCAGACCAACGAACGAAGCGAAGACCGCCGUGAUGCACCGCAAAACCCACGACUCCCCACCCACCAUCUCUUUUUCUAUCUCCUUCUCCUCAUUCUGUUCCUUCUUCUUGAAUAUGCGCUCAGCAGCAUUUCGACAACCCCAUUCCCACAAGAACUCCCAGCGCGACCCACCUGCUCAAGCUUUGCACACCACUGACGCCAGCAAGGAGUGGCAACACGGAAUUGAUGGCUAG